GGGCAUGGAGAGCAGGCAGAGGAGGUGUCACGAGAGGAGGUGUCACGAGAGGAGGUACCACAGUAGGAGAUACCACGAGAGGAGAUGCCACGGGAGGAGAUACCACAGGAAGAGGUCCGGGGUACUCAGCGAGAGAGAGGGUUGGGCGAUGAGGGGAGACGUGCAGGGAAGGAAGUGAUAGAGGUUGGAGAGGACACGCCCCCACAGACGCCAACAGUGGGUUUGAGACUCGGGGAUGCACCAGGGAGCACCCGGCAGGCAAAGGAGGGGUUGCAGAGAGAGGAGACCCCUUUACCUUCGUCAGAAAAGGCUCCUUCGCCAGAAGGGAGGGCAAAAAGGAGGAGAGAGAGGACAGCUGUAAGGAGAGAAGCUUUGAUCCUGAUUGAUAGGCACCUAGCAGCUCAUGCCCUGGAGCACCCAGACCUGGAGGAGCCAGCACCUGCAGAGCCACGCCAGGAGUCAUGCCAGCCCGAGAAGGAGAUGAAAGCAGAAAUCCCAAAGAGGGUCGACCUCCGCACGAGGGAAAGGGUGCCAGCUGGAGAGACGGUUGAAGAAAAGAGGGCGAGACGUACCAGGCGGAUAGAUGAGAUAUGGCAGGAGAGGCAGAGGUUGGAGGCAGCGGGGGAGCUCCCGGAGCGGCAGCAGGAGAGCCAGAGAUCGGAGGCAGCAGGAGCACUCACGGGUCAGCCACCCAGCGCGCCAGCCAAGGCCCCGGAGAUUUCUGAGAUGUGGAGAGACUUCUGGGAGCAGAGAGGAGAGGAGCUUCCAUCGCCAGUCAGAACCGGGUUUGGGGUGGCCAAGAAGGCGGAAGAAAGGUUAGAUCGUAAAAUCAAGUUCCUGGCCAAGACCACUUUUGACCGGCACUUGUUAUUGGAGGGCGAUCUGGCGGGAAAGAAAAUGAAGGAAGCCAGCCAUGGAGUACGUCUGGAGGCUAUGGAGAUGGAAAUUCAGGAACUUAGGGCUUUGGUGGCCAGCCACGCAGCUAUCAUUGAGAGUCUGAGGCAGCAAACCCAGCGAAAGGUGGACAGACCAGAGAGCAGUCGGCAGGGAGAGCAGAGGCAGCCGGGACAGGGAUUGCCAGGACAGCCAUCUGCGACAGAGCCUCGCCAGAAGCCACCUAUGGGAAGGGUUAUCCUGGAGUCAGAGGAGGCGAGAGCACAGAGACAGGCGGAGAGAGAGGCGUUCGAGUUCAGAGCCCCUACCGAACUCGCGACACUGCCAGUAGCAGCGGCGGACCCAGUCGUACCUUUGGCAGUAGAGGAGGGGCUGCCACCAUCCAGCAGUGAGCCGGCUCAGGGAUCAGUAGAGGAAUCCAUGAGCGUGCUCCUUGAGGCGGUGCAUACUAUGCAGGAGGAGGUGAGUUUGUUUUCACCUGAGCAGAGGAUAAAGGAGACUCUUGAGAGAGAGAUGGGGAUUAGGGAGGAGGGUGCCAUCAAGGGCAGACUCCAGAGGAUAGGCACACCUGAGUAUGAACCAGAGGAGAUUGAGGAGCAGCCCACGGCAGUGCCAGAGGCGACACUCGAGAGGAGGCCUCAGAGGUUGGACACGCCCGAGUACGUCCCAGCGACAGAGGAUUUGAGAGGCAGACUAGGAUCUUGGGCUACUGGAUUUGGGUCUGGUGGACCGGUUCAUGGGACAGAGCAGCAGGAGGUCGCUAGUACCGCAGCUCCUCAAGCAGAGCAGCAGGGGGUUGUCAGACUAGGGACACCCAACGAGAAGCCGAAGGUUGUCUAGGACCGGGGAGAGGACGAUUGGGAAGGUCUUUGGAACUUAUGUUGUCAGCGUCCUAAUUUCUGGGUAGU
Molecule: messenger RNA, 1802 nt
Organism: Chara braunii
Lineage: Eukaryota; Viridiplantae; Streptophyta; Charophyceae; Charales; Characeae
Source: the annotation of a GenBank genome assembly